ACUUGGGUUGGAACCACCCUUGUCAGUAGCCUGGUUCCUGUGCACAUUCGGGUUGCCGCCGCUCACCCAUAGCACCUGUAGACACUGUGUGCCCAACGGUCCCUGAGUACUCCGGGCCGAGUAGGGUCAUGAUUCUUCCGGCUGGAACCCCCGAGACCAGUUUGCUGCGGGUUUUGUUCCUGGGACUGAGUACCCUUGCUGCCUUCUCACGGGCUCAGAUGGAGCUGCACGUGCCCCCGGGCCUCAACAAAUUGGAGGCGGUAGAGGGAGAAGAAGUGGUGCUCCCCGUCUGGUACACGAUGGCCCGGGAGGAGUCGUCAUCCCACCCCUGGGAGGUGCCCCUCCUGAUUUGGUUUUUGGAACAAGAAGGGAAGGAACCAAACCAGGUGUUGUCUUACAUUAAUGGUGCCAUGUCAAAUAAGCCUGGAGUAGCCCUGGUCCACUCUAUCUCCACGCGGAACGUGUCCCUGCGCCUGGAGGCCCUCCAGGAGGGAGACUCUGGGACCUACCGCUGUUCUGUCAAUGUGUUUGAUGGUGAAGGCACAAGCAUGGGCCACAGCAUCAAAAGCAUAGAGCUCAAAGUGCUGGUUCCUCCAGCUCCUCCAUCCUGUAGUUUACAGGGUGUACCCUAUGUGGGGACCAAUGUGACAUUGAACUGCAAGUCCCCAAGGAGUAAACCUACUGCUCAAUACCAGUGGGAAAGGCUGCCCCCAUCCUCCCAGGUCUUCUUUGGACCAGCCUUAGAUGCUGUCCGUGGAUCUUUAAAGCUCACCAACCUUUCCACUGCCAUGUCUGGAGUCUAUGUCUGCAAGGCCCAAAACAGAGUGGGGUUUGCCCAGUGCAACGUGACCUUGGAUGUGAUGACAGGGUCCAAGGCUGCGGUGGUCGCUGGAGCAGUUGUGGGCACUUUUGUUGGGUUGGUGCUGAUAGCUGGGCUGGUCCUGUUGUACCAACGCCGGAGCAAGACCCUGGAAGAGCUGCCCAAUGAUAUCAAGGAAGACGCCAUUGCUCCCAGGACCUUGCCUUGGACCAAAGGCUCAGACACAAUCUCCAAGAAUGGGACACUUUCUUCCGUCACCUCAGCACGAGCUCUGCGGCCAUCCAAGGCUGCUCCUCCAAGACCUGGCGCAUUUACUCCCACACCCAGUGUCUCUAGCCAGGCCCUGUCCUCACCAAGACUGCCCAGGACAGAUGAGCCCCCACCUCAGGCAGUAUCCCUGACCCCAGGUGGGGUUUCUUCUUCUGCUCUGAGCCGCAUGGGUGCUGUGCCUGUGAUGGUGCCUGCACAGAGUCAGGCUGGGUCUCUCGUGUGAUUGCCCAGGCACUCAUUAGCUACAUCUAGUAGCUCACCUUUCUGUAAAGGUCUCCUGUGGCACAGAGGACUCAAUCUUGGGAGGAUGCCCACAUUCUAGACCUCCAGUCCAUUGCUCCUACCUCCUUCUAUUGAUGGAAUACUGGGUCUCAGUAAGUCAAAAUCUGGAUCAAAGGACAAUAGGAGGAAAUGGACCUGGGGUUGGGAGUUGGGAGUGAGGAGGCUUCACUUCCUCCCUGCUUCUCUCUAUGAAGCCAGAUGAAUGCUGCGGAGAUCAGCUACCCUCCAGGGGCUCUGGAGGAGACUGCCAGUCAGCGAUGCCCCUGGCUCUGUGAUUUGUACAACACCCUUAUCUAACACUGUCCUUUACCAUUCACUCCAUCUUCCCUGUAUUAAUAUAACCUGUCCUGCUGGCUUGGCUGGGUUUUGUUGGAGCAGGGGAUAGGAAAGACAUCUUAAAACCUGACUUGAAAUUGAUGUUUUUGUUUUUAUUUUGCAAAUUUCAAUAAAGAUACAUCUCGUUUGCACGGA
Messenger RNA from Mastomys coucha (southern multimammate mouse), 1843 nucleotides. RefSeq names its product endothelial cell adhesion molecule (gene Esam). The transcript is spliced from 7 exons. Gene Ontology annotation, biological process: homophilic cell-cell adhesion. NCBI's taxonomy places the organism in Eukaryota, Metazoa, Chordata, Mammalia, Rodentia, Muridae. The record is from RefSeq and is a predicted model, not a curated record. Gene Ontology annotation, molecular function: cell-cell adhesion mediator activity. Gene Ontology annotation, cellular component: adherens junction; plasma membrane. The coding region runs from base 129 to 1313 and encodes 394 amino acids.